Larimichthys crocea (large yellow croaker) is the source of this 1395-nucleotide messenger RNA. RefSeq lists its product as uncharacterized. The transcript is spliced from 2 exons. Gene Ontology annotation, molecular function: nucleic acid binding. Bases 5 to 904 code for a protein of 299 amino acids. The record is from RefSeq and is a predicted model, not a curated record. NCBI's taxonomy places the organism in Eukaryota, Metazoa, Chordata, Actinopteri, Sciaenidae.
CUGCAUGGCCUCAAGAGCGAUCCAUGCAGAUCUGGUUGAGGACCUAUCGACUGAGGGCUUUCUCAGAACCUAUCAGCGUUUCACAGCCCUGAGAGGUCAUCCCAGAAAGCUCUGGUCCGACCAGGGGACCAAUUUCGUGGGGGCCAAACCUGCGCUGGAAGAUCUGUACAGUUUCCUGGCAGAGAUCGACAAAAAGGAAGUCCAAAGGAGAGCAGUUGUGGCUGGGACUGACUGGGUGUGGGAGUUUAGUCCGGCAGACUCACCACAUCGGAAUGGGGCGGCAGAGGCAGCUGUCCGUGUGUUAAAGAGGUCCUUGAGCAGUAUUGGCGAAGGAGGCGACUUGACAACCCUGGAGUUCCAGACCCUCUUGUACCUGGCCGCCAAUCUUUCCAAUGAGAGGCCGAUCGGAGCCAGGGCUCAGGUUCAGGAGGAUAUAGUGGACGUUGUAACUCCAAAUUCCCUGCUGUUGGGUCGGGCAGGGCCCAGAGGUGACACCCAGGGGUUUGAAUUCCCUACCUACCCAUUCAGUCGUCUGCGAGCGGUCCAAGUGGAGGUGGAUAAGUUUUGGAGGCGUUGGAGCCAAUUGGCGGGACCUCACCUGUACGUUCGACAAAAGUGGCAUGCUCCAGCCAGGAAUGUCUCUGUUGGAGAUCUGGUAUGGGUGGCGGACCAAGACGCCCUCCGGGGGCGAUUCAGGCUGGGUCGUGUGGAGGAGUCAUGUCCAGAUGAUAAGGGUGUCGUCCGAGACGUCAAAGUGAGGGUUUGCCAUAGUCUUCCCAUCGGCCAGUCCCCAGCAAGGGAGGACAAGGAACCGUGUCCUACCACCAUCCUACACAGGGACGUCAGGAGGCUGGUGGUGUUGCUGCCGGUGGAGGAACAGGAGGGGGUUUAUUUGCUCCUCUGAAUGCCUAAGUGCUGAACCUAUGGACACGUGAAUGCAGGACUCAGUCCAAAACCCUGUGUUGAGCAGUUAUUCUGUGUCUCUGUUUAUGACCCUAAAGGUUUUGCAUGUUCUGUGCACUGUAUUGUUGUAAUAAUAAUAGGUAUUGUGGCCUACUUAGUCAGUGACACGUAGCCCAAGUGGGAGGUGUGGAGUUUACCCGCACUCGGUGUAAUGUAUAGCGGCACCUAGUGGUUGCAGUUCUAACUGUUGAUGUGUUUGGGCGGAUGCUUUUACCUGCCGGAUUUACUUUUUAUGGAUGUUGUUUUAACUGGUGAAGCUGAGCUGUUGAUUACCUGGCAAUCGACACGUUUACUACGAAAUGCUAAUUAGCAUGUCUGUAUGAUGUAGCCAUACUCGUGCUAUUAAACACAUGAAAAGUAAUCGGACGUCGGCCUGAGUGUUGCACUGUUUCACAGUUAAAACCCCCCUUUCGGAGGGAAGUAUUAGACUAA